AUGGGGACAGAAAACCCUGCUCGUCCAACCUUCCCUUCAAGACCACCCUUUGCUGCUGCACAGGGUAUGACACAAUUUUCGUCAACAGGUGCUAUGGUUGGAUCAGAGCCUCCUUCUUUUGUACCUACUACUCCGGCUCCUCCCUUGGCAUCCACGCCAUUUUCAUCAUAUGGACCUUCGGUUCAACACGGUGUGCCUAGUUAUAGACCUGCGCCACUGGGCCAGUUUAAUGACCCCUCAGUGCCUCCUCCUCCUUCCAAUUUCCCACCUGCUGGUGGACCUCUCCAGCGUUUCCCAAUGCCACAGUUCUCCUCAAAUGGUCAAGCACCUUCCCUGCAUGCUCCACCCAUGGGACAACCAACAAUUCAACCUUCUGCGGGUCAAACACAGUCUUUUCCGGCUUCUCUUCAGCCUCAGCCGCAAAUGCCUUUUGUUUCAAUGGGGUCUCCCUCUCCUGCAUUUCCAGGAUCGAAUGUUCCUCGUCCUGUCUUUCAUCCAUCUUUUCCUGGAUAUCCGCAGAAACAGGCUGGUGCAGAAAUGCAAGCUCCCUCUAUGCAUUCCUCUCACCCUUCAAAUCAAGGAAACUAUGGGCCUGUACCACCUUCGCCUUUUCAACCUCACCAAGGUUAUGUUUCGCAGCCCCCAAUGGCUGCUCCGUUAGGCGUCCAGCCCAUGCAAUACCCAGGAGCUGGGCCGCCUAUAGGUUCCAUUAAUGGCUUGCCAGAAGACUUCAAUUCGCUAUCAAUUCAAACUCGUCCUGGACUCAUGGAGUCGUACGUUGAUGCUAAAGAAUUGCCAAGGCCAUUGGACGGUGAUGAGGAGCCAAAGUCUUUAGAUAUGUAUCCCAUGAACUGCAAUCCUAGAUAUCUACGACUCACAACCAGUGGAAUGCCUAACACCCAGUCCUUAUGUUCAAGGUGGCAUCUUCCACUUGGAGCAGUUGUAUGUCCGCUUGCAGAGUCUCCUGAUGCGGAAGAGGUACCAAUAGUUAAUUUUGCUGCAACUGGUAUCGUACGCUGUAGGAAAUGCCGCACAUAUGUAAAUCCAUAUGUGAAAUUUACUGAAGGCGGAAGAAAGUUCCGGUGCAACACCUGCUCCUUGCUUAAUGACGUUCCAAGUGAAUAUCAUGCACAAUUAGAUGCCAGUGGCAGAAGAGUUGAUUUGAAUCAAAGACCUGAGCUUACAAAGGGUACUGUAGAAUUUGUUGCCCCAGCAGAGUAUAUGGUGCGGCCUCCUAUGCCUCCAGUAUAUUUCUUCCUCAUUGAUGUUUCCAUAUCUGCAGUUAGAAGUGGAAUGAUUGAGGUUGUGGCCCAAACAAUAAGGUCAUGCUUAGAUGAGCUGCCUGGCUUUCCCCGAACACAAAUAGGGUUUGCGACUUUUGACAGCACAAUACAUUUUUAUAACAUGAAGUCAUCCUUGACUCAACCACAGAUGUUGGUGGUCUCAGAUUUGGAUGACAUAUUUGUUCCCCUGCCAGAUGAUCUCCUUGUCAACUUAUCAGAAUCAAGAAGUGUGGUGGAAACAUUUCUUGAUAGUCUACCAUCCAUGUUCCAGGACAACCUGAAUCUGGAAUCUGCUUUUGGUCCUGCUUUGAAGGUUGCCUUUAUGAUCAUGAGUCAACUUGGAGGAAAAUUGUUAAUUUUUCAAAACAGUCUCCCUUCUCUUGGUGUUGGUCACCUGAAACUUCGUGGAGAUGAUUCUAAAGUUUAUGGCACAGAUAAAGAACAUAUGUUAAGAUUGCCAGAAGAUCCCUUUUACAAGCAAAUGGCUGCUGAGUUUUCUAAAUACCAGAUCUCAGUGAAUGUGUAUGCAUUCAGUGAUAAGUACAUUGACAUAGCAUCCCUUGGAACCUUGGCAAAGUAUACUGCUGGUCAAGUGUAUUACUAUCCAGCUUUCCAAUCAGUCAUUCACGGGGAGAAACUAAGGAAUGAGCUAAGGAGAGACCUUACCAGAGAAACUGGCUGGGAAGCUGUACUGCGAAUUAGAUGUGCAAAGGGUGUCCGUUUCACAACUUAUCAUGGAAACUUUAUGCUAAGGUCCACAGAUUUAUUAGCACUUCCAGCUGUGGAUUGUGAUAAAGCCUUUGCCAUGCAGUUAUCUCUCGAAGAUACAUCAUUGAAAACUCAGACAAUGUAUUUCCAAAUAUCUGUUACUGUUAUGCUUGUUAUUCAGUUAAGGUAUACUGCAUCCUGCGGUGAAAGGCGUAUCAGAGUACAUACAGCAGGAGCUCCAGUAGUUACAGACUUGGUAGAUAUGUAUCGCUUGGCUGAUACUGGUGCAAUUUUAUCUCUGUUUAGUAGGCUAGCAAUUGAGAAAACGUUGUCCCAUAAACUGGAAGAAACCCGGAGUGCUGUACAACUAAGAAUUGUGAAAGCCCUCCGAGAAUAUCGAAAUAUCCAUGGUGUGCAACAUCGCUCGGUGAAUAGGAUGAUAUAUCCUGAGUCAUUAAAGUUCCUACCCUUGUAUGGCUUAGCACUUUGUAGAUCAGCACCUCUCCGUGGUGGGUAUGGGGAUGUUCCACUAGAUGAACGGUGUGCAGCAGGACACACAAUGAUGACCCUACCUAUAAAGAGGAUGUUGAAACUUCUCUAUCCUAGUUUGCAUCGACUUGAUGAAUAUCUUCUAAAGGCUGAUGACUUGAAAAUCUUUGAUAGAAGGUUACCUUUGGCUGGGGAGAGCUUGGAUUCUAGGGGCCUUUAUAUAUAUGACGAUGGCUUCCAGUUCAUUAUAUGGUUUGGUAGAGUGAUUUCACCUGACAUAGCUAAGAAUUUACUUGGAUCUAACUUUGCAGCAGAGUUAUCAAAGGUUACUCUAAAUGAGAAUGAGAAUGAGAAUGAUAAUGAAAUGUCUAAGAGGCUGAUAAAGGUACUUGAGAAGUUCAGAAGUACUGACCGUGCAUAUUACCAGUUGUGCCACCUUGUGAGGCAAGGUGAACACCCCAGAGAAGGAUUCAUUUUUCUUUCAAACCUGUUUGAGGACCAGAUGGGUGCUAAUAAGGGAUAUGCUGAUUGGAUAAUACAGAUUUCCCGACAAGUGCAGCAAUGA
Sphenostylis stenocarpa is the source of this 3045-nucleotide messenger RNA. Lineage: Eukaryota; Viridiplantae; Streptophyta; Magnoliopsida; Fabales; Fabaceae. The record is from the annotation of a GenBank genome assembly.